Centruroides sculpturatus (bark scorpion) is the source of this 1005-nucleotide messenger RNA. Its product is annotated as tigger transposable element-derived protein 1-like. Gene Ontology annotation, molecular function: DNA binding. NCBI's taxonomy places the organism in Eukaryota, Metazoa, Arthropoda, Arachnida, Scorpiones, Buthidae. The coding region runs from base 1 to 1005 and encodes 334 amino acids. The record is from RefSeq and is a predicted model, not a curated record. The transcript has 3 exons. Gene Ontology annotation, cellular component: nucleus.
AUGGCACCGAAGAAAGAGAAAAGUGACUGUAGAAAUAGAAAACGUUUUAGUGUAGCAUUGAAGAAAGAAAUUAUUGCAAAAUACGAGAAUGGCAUUUGUGUUUCUGACAUCGCUAAAGAAUAUGAUGUGGCUGCCAAAGUGGCUAAAGGAGUAAAUGUGAUAUCGAAACAAAGAUCUAAAGUUUUGGAUGAAGUUGAAAAACUGUUGCUAAUAUGGAUCAAUGAAAAGCAACUUGCUGGAGACAGUGUUAGUGAAGCUAUAAUUUGUGAAAAGGCUAAAAAUUUAUACAAUGACUUGCUGACUCAGACACCCAGUACAAGUGCAGACAGGCAGGACUUUAAAGCGAGCCAAGGGUGGUUUGAUAGGUUUCGUCGACGAACUGGCAUUCACAGUGUCAUAAGACACAGGGAGGCUUCAAGUUCAGAUGAAAAAGCAGCAAAAGCAUUUGUAGAUGAAUUCGCAGAGUUUGUAAAAAGUGAAGGAUAUAUCUGGAAUCAAGUGUUUAAUUGCGAUGAGACCGGUGUUUUUUGGAAAAGAAUGCCUAGACAAACGUGCAUAACCCAAGAAGAGAAAGCACUUCCCAGGCACAAGUCAAUGAAGGACAGACUUACUCUUUUAUUUUGCGUUAAUGCAAGUGGUGACCUCAAAAUCAAGCCACGUUUAGUCUACAACGCUGAAAAUCCCUGUGCCUUUAAGAGCAAAAAUGUGAUAAAGUCCAAACUGUCUGUACAAUGGAAGGCAAAUAGUAAGGCAUGGGUAACUCGGACUUUAUUCAUGGAUUGGCUCACAGAAGUGUUUGCUUCUGCUGUUAAAAAUUAUCUUCAGGAAAUGGAUGUUCCUCUUAGAUGUCUUCUCUUAAUGGAUAAUACUCUAGCAUAUCCACCAAAUUUGGAGGAUGACUUGAAUAGUGAACAUGACUUCAUCAAGGUCAAAUUCCUUCCACCCAACACAACUCCAUUACUGCAACCAAUGGAUCAGCAAAUAAAAAUAUGCAUGAACUUAUAG